Stereum hirsutum FP-91666 SS1 is the source of this 2335-nucleotide messenger RNA. RefSeq lists its product as uncharacterized. NCBI's taxonomy places the organism in Eukaryota, Fungi, Basidiomycota, Agaricomycetes, Russulales, Stereaceae. Gene Ontology annotation, biological process: protein quality control for misfolded or incompletely synthesized proteins; mitochondrial protein processing. The coding region runs from base 10 to 1758 and encodes 582 amino acids. Gene Ontology annotation, cellular component: mitochondrial inner membrane. The record is from RefSeq and is a predicted model, not a curated record. The transcript has 4 exons. Gene Ontology annotation, molecular function: metalloendopeptidase activity.
GAAUGCACCAUGUUCCGCCAUUCCUUACCGCAUCUACAUUCUACCCUCAUCCAAACUUCAUCCAGAAACAUAUCCCGAAGAACGAUUGCUUCUCUUCCUACUCGAAACCCCCUCUUGCACACCCAAUGCCGUCCUCGAAUAUUACCCCUAGGCAAUGGUCAUGAUCCACGACACUCCUUGACCCCUCUUUUUGUCGCUGGUUUUCAUUCAACACACAGACGGCAAGGAUUGCCUAUAAUCCCCUUGCUGGCCAUCCUGAAAGCCUCCACUGCUCUCGAAAUAGCACGCACCGCAGGUCGUAUCGCCUUCACUUUCAUCCCACUCCUCAUCCUCAAAAACUGCAAGUCAAGAAAGAUUCUGCAGAGGGUCGAACAUGCGGAGAAGAAUAACAUCGAGCUUCCGUGGAUGAAGGAUCCGAAACGAAAGCGGGAGACACUGAUGAAGAGGAUGAGGACCAGGGCGCUUCUGUUCCAUGCAUUGAUGUUCACGCCAUUCGUACUUUUCUGGGGAGCAAUCAUUGCAAGUUUGGAACGGACACCGUUAACUGGCAGGUGGCGCCUCAUCCUUCUCUCGCCCGAAGAGGAAGAAGAAAUAUCUUCACAACUCGCCGGAUCUGGCUGGUACCAUGCCAUUGGUGAGAUCCUCGCCAAGGACGGACCUAUAAACCCCAUUCCACCAGGCGACUGGCGGCAUGCGUGGGUCGCCGACACCCUUCGACGUCUCGAAACGGUCAUUCCUCUUCUAGGAAACGAACGUAUGCUCGAGCCACAAUGGCUCGAACGAAGUGCAGAUGAUAUCCCUCUUCCUCCACCCGCCGAAUUUCCCCUCAAACCUCGUCCACGGGCCUCCGAGGUACUACAUACGCUUUGCCAGAUGUCGACCGCGAGGGAUCCAGCACCAGGGCCUGCACCACAUAUUAUCCCGGGACCCCCCUACUCACUUGUAUUGAUCGAUAACCCCGAGUCAUGCAAUGCAUUUUCGUAUGGCUUUGGGCCGGACGGGGCAGGCGGCGUCGUAGUAUUCUCGGGAUUCCUCGACCAAAUACUCGCUAAACAACCCCUGGAGCAAGUUAUCUUAGAACAACCAUCCUCAUCCUCAUGGUUAUCCUCCCUCUUCGGUUCUCUCUUUUCAUCGCCACAACCGUCCGUCAUCUCAUAUCGCCCCACCCCCGAACAAACUUCCGACCUCGCCAUCCUCCUAGCUCACGAACUCGCACACCUCGUGCUCUCCCAUCAUCUGGAGACUUUGAGCUCGCGGACGAUCGUCAUUCCUGGCGUGCUGUCGAUCCUUUCGGAUCUAUUGAGGACCUUAACGUUCCCGUUGACGAUGCUUUUUGGACCGUUUGUGAACGAUGCCGUAGCACAGAUGGGGAAGGUGGGGUCGGGAGAGCUAGGGAUCAUACAUGAAAACUGUACGACCAUGCUUCAAGAGAUCGAGGCGGAUGUGGUCUCGGCAAGACUUCUCGCCCAUGCAGGCUUCGAUCCCCGUCGCGCGGUCCAGUUCUGGGAGGACCGCUCGGACGAGGCGAACACCGAAUGCGGACCUACCGCCAAUCCUGUUUCUACCGCCGACAAAGCUGCGCAGAAAAAGGUGAAGAAGGAGAGCUGGUCUAUGGCUAUGAAGUUGACGAGUUCAGACCAUCCGAUGAAUGAGGUGAGGGUGAAGGAGUUGAGGGCAGAGUUGCAGAGGUGGCAGGAGGAGAGGGAGAAGAUAGUGGCGGCUAAUGAGCGGGCGCGGAGAGAGGCAACGGAGCCCUAACGUAACGAUGUGGCGAUAAUGUCUUUGUUUGAGUAGGUGACAGGACUUAGAGUUCUUCGAGUUUCUACGUUAGAUCUGGCAGUUCUUUGUGUCCAUUUCUCUACUCCCCAUCCCCCCCCCCCCUACCUUGAUGACUUCAUCUUCUUUCCUUUCCUUUUCCUUUUGCUUUUCGUCGUCGUCGAAGCCAGGUUUACGGCAACUAUAGUCGUCCUGCUCCACACUCGUUUACUAUUCAUUUCCUCUCGACGUUCCGUUUCUCCUUGCUCGCUAUCGGUAUCAGCUUCUUCGUUUGUUCAUUCAAUCAUCUAUCUAUCUUACCAUGUACCACCACCACCUCGAUCUCAUCCUUGUACUCUAUAACCGCGCUAUCCUAUUAUUAUACGCCCUUACACAAACUAUACACAGCCGUCUGCUCCUCUUCAUGGCGGGCCAUCGAGUCUCGGCAUGCACAUACGUACAUACCACACACUUACUGGCAGCGUCUGCGGAUCUGACAAUGGACAAGCUCGUUACUACUUUCGAGGGCUUGCGCACUUGGGAGUAUGCCAGUGUAUAUAUUCGGAGCGAUUCAGGUGUA